Molecule: messenger RNA, 3101 nt
Organism: Myotis brandtii (Brandt's bat)
Lineage: Eukaryota; Metazoa; Chordata; Mammalia; Chiroptera; Vespertilionidae
Gene: SLC2A9
Product: solute carrier family 2 (facilitated glucose transporter), member 9
Exons: 14
Coding region: 168-1847 (559 amino acids)
Biological process (GO): monosaccharide transmembrane transport
Cellular component (GO): membrane
Molecular function (GO): hexose transmembrane transporter activity
Source: RefSeq, a predicted model, not a curated record
AUUAACGCUGUUGUCUUUCACAGUUUCCCAGGUUUAUAUCUGAUUUCACCGGGAGCCGGUCUAUCAGUUUGCUCUUUAGACUGGGACAGGCCAGCGAAGCUCGGGGACAGCUCGUCUUGGGAUCAGCUAUAGCUCCAUGCCAAAUCAGCAGAGAAUUAAUCCUGAAAAUGAAGAGUCAAGCCCCAGCAAGUGUUACUCAGACAGAGCGCUCGGGGACCAGGGAACAAAAAAAGCCCAGUCCCAAACCUGAGAAAGAAGCCAUGAAGCUCAGUGACAAGGACCCGGCCGCUAACAAAGAAAGCGAUUUGGAGGAAAAGAAAUCGAACUGGUCCUGCUCGCUCAUCGUGGCCUCUCUCAUGGGCGCCUUCGGCUCCUCCUUCCUGUACGGGUACAACCUCUCCGUGGUGAACGCCCCCACUCCGUACAUCAAGGCCUUUUACAAUGAGACGUGGGAGAGGAGGCACGGAUACCCGAUCGACCCCGACACCCUGACGCUGCUCUGGUCGGUCACCGUGUCCAUAUUCGCCAUCGGUGGACUCGUGGGGACGUUCAUGGUGAAGCCGAUGGGAAAGUUUUGUGGGAGGAAGUGCACGUUACUGGUCAACAAUAUCUUCGCGAUUACCGCUGCGCUGCUGAUGGCCUGCUCGCUCCAGGCAGGAGCCUUUGAAAUGCUCAUCGUGGGCCGCUUCGUCAUGGGCGUGGAUGGAGGCAUCGCCCUCAGCGCGCUCCCCAUGUACCUGAGCGAGAUUUCGCCCAAGGAGAUCCGGGGCUCCCUGGGGCAGGUGACCGCCAUCUUCAUCUGCAUUGGGGUGUUCACCGGGCAGCUGCUGGGCCUGCCUGAGCUGCUGGGCAAGGAGAGCACCUGGCCGUACCUGUUUGGAGCCAUCGCCAUCCCUGCCUUGGUCCAGCUGGUGAGCCUGCCCUUCCUCCCGGAGAGCCCGCGCUACCUGCUGUGUGAGAAGCACGACCAGGCGGCGGCCGAGAAAGCCUUCCGGACGUUCCUGGGCAAGGAGGACGUGUCCCGAGAGGUGGAGGAGGCCCUGGCCGAGGGCCGCAUGCAGAGGAACAUCCACCUGGUGUCCGCGCUGGAGCUGCUCAGGACCCCCUUCGUCCGCUGGCAGGUCAUCACCGUGGUGGUCACCAUGGCCUGCUACCAGCUCUGCGGCCUCAACGCGAUUUGGUUCUACACCAACAGCAUCUUUGGGAAAGCAGGGAUCUCUCCGGAAAAGAUCCCCUACAUCACCCUGAGCACCGGCGGCAUUGAGACUCUGGCUGCCGUGUUCUCUGGCUUGGUCAUCGAGCGCCUGGGACGGAGGCCCCUGCUCAUCGGCGGCUUCGGGCUGAUGACCCUCUUCUUUGGGAUCCUCACGGUCACGCUGACGCUGCAGGACCACGCCCCCUGGAUCCCUUACCUGAGCAUCGUCUGCAUCCUGGCCAUCAUUGCGUCCUUCUGCAGCGGCCCAGGCGGCAUCCCCUUUGUCCUGACCGGCGAGUUCUUCCAGCAGUCCCAGCGGCCGGCGGCCUUCAUCGUGGCAGGCACCGUCAACUGGCUCUCCAACUUCGCCGUGGGCCUCCUCUUCCCCUUCAUCCAGAAAAGCCUGGGCACCUACUGCUUCCUGGUCUUCGCCGCCAUCUGCUCCGCGGGUGCUCUCUACUUAUAUUUCGUCCUCCCUGAGACCAAAAACCGAACCCACGCCGAAAUCAGCCAGGCAUUUGCCAAAAGGAACAAGGCCUACCCACCAGCGGAGAAGACAGACUCAGCCGUCACUGACGACAAGGCCACGAACAGGCCGAAACCAGAGGCCUCCUCCACGCUGGACAAUUACAUCAAAAGUGGGAUUAUCUAAACCACGGGGGCGGGGGGACAUAUUUUUCUGCCAAGAGCCAUUGAAUAUUUGUGACAUCAUCCUCAGGCCAUAUAGAAUCAUCCACUCAAAAAUCAGCCUGUUCUAUUUGUCCGAACCUUUCAUUAACUCACCCUAAUGCCUUGGCAGGGCCAGACCACAUGGUUCCUAGGGUUUUAACAGCCUCCGGGCCGGACGGUCCCCACCCAGGUCAUCACGGGUGGUCUCACCAUUUCAGAAAACCAAAGAUCCCCCUACACAUUGAACAUUAGUAAGUAUUUAAAAAUGAGACUUUGCUCACUUAAUACUGCAACCAUUUGGGUGUCAUGCAUGGCUGAGUCCCCCAAACUCUUCUGGAAGCUGGAAACAACCACCCUGUGUGUUAGCAGACCCAACAUUCUCCUAGACGGGUCCACGCCUGCCUUCUUCAUGUCUGAGCCCAUGGUUCCGAGGUGAAAUCGGGGAGGGAGCCCCCCAAUGGUUUCUGGAAGGAACGCAGUCCCUGCUCUACCUGCCGUAGCUGUGAGCUGCCCCCAGUGGGAUCCUGAGUCCCCAGUGCACCUGGGCUUGGGUCCUGGGUGCAGAUGUCCAGAACUCGGGUGAAGGACUCUUCAGACCGCCUGGCAAAUGCCUGGCUCCCAUCUCUGGCUCUGUCCUGUGGAUCUCCGGCUCAGGGGAGCCUGGUGCCAACCCCUCCCUCUGCUCUGCCUUUCCUGGCUCUGUCCCAUGGGGCUCAAGGCCUCCAGCCCUGAAGCACCGUCACCUCCGAGCACCAGACAUGUCGCAGAGAACAGAGAGAGGACCCAGAUGUGGGAGUCCCAGAGAGGCCGACGCAAGAAGUAGCGUUUCAGGAGGUGGGGCAGGCCCUGCAAAUCGAACGCUUUUCUGUCGGAGCCGUCAAACAAGGUUAAGGAUGAUUCUGAGGCUGCACACAGGCGUGGAGGGAAGGACGCGGUGAUUGCCUGGUGCUGUCUGCCCCAAGGGUGCUUCGUGGUUGCCGAUCCCGGAAGAGAUUUCGUUGAAAGACAGCGUGUCAGUCAGGGCUCCCCAGAGGCACAGAAGUAUACACACAGGCGCACCCCAGAGAGUCUGCAGGCUCGGUUCCAGGCCACCACAGGAAAGCAAGUCUCACAAUGAAUGAGUCACACAAAUAUGUGGUUUCCUGGUGCAUCUAAACGUUGUUUUUACACUCUGUUGUGUGCAAUUGCAUUAUGUCUGAAGUAUGUACAUACUUUAAUUAAAAGUUAUUUAUUGGGG